UACCUUAAAAAAUAAAAAUAAAUAAAUAAAAUCCAUAGAAGGAGUACAAAUUAUCGUCUAUUUUAAGGGGUGUUUCAUGAAUUCAAACAGCAGUGACACUUAAGAAUUUUGACCUACAAUACAAAUGCUGCUUUGCAACCUUCUUGUCUAUCUGAAUAAGGAAGAGUGAAGAGAGAGAGAGGAGAGAUGGAUAAUUUCAACGCAGGAGGAGGAGGAGGAAAUUGGAGUAUGAUCCCAUCCAUCCCGACUCACAGCCACAGUAACACCUCCACACCUUCCAAUCAAGACCACCUCUACCUCAAUCCCCAGCAACCACAACCACCACAAUCACAACAGUUUCAACUUCAUCCACAACAACAACAACAAUUGCACUAUCAGCAGCAGCAGCAACAACAACAACAACAACAGCGUAUCCUUCAACAACAACAGCAGCAGCAACAGCAACAGCAACAACAGCAACAGCAACAGCAUCAGCACCAAUCGCUCGCCUCUCACUUCCACCUCUUACAUAUGGUGGAGAAUUUAGCGGAAGUUAUUGACCAUGGAACCAGGGACCAGCAAUCAGAUACUUUGGUGGCUGAGUUGAACACCCACUUUGAGAAGUGCCAGGUGCUGUUGAAAUCAAUUUCGUCUUCAAUUCCCACCAAGGCUAUGACGGUUGACAGUCAGAAGCGGAAGCUGGAGGAAAGUGAGCAGUUGUUGAAUCAGCGGAGGGAUCUGAUUGCAAAGUACCGAAGCUCUGUUGAAGGACUUAUCAAGUCCGAGCCAUAACCCUAUCACCCUUGUUAUAUGUGGUCUAGUUGCUUUCAGAGCAUUCUGUACAAGCUCCCAAGUUCUAAAGGAAAGCCAGAGGUCCUAGAACUGUGGGAUUAGAUUUGUUUCUGCAGUUCUUCAUGUGCUAUGUUGUUAUUGUGUUUACCUAUUAACAUGUAUGACAGCUCCAUGAAAUGGUCAUUGGUUGAUCCAGAUUUAAUGAGACACUUUGGUGACCUAAAAGCUUAUCUCCAAAUUGCUUCUAUUUAUUCUCUCCAUCUUCCCUAACAAUGUCGCCACAGCAUAUUAUUUUGAGUAAUGGCUUUGGUAGCAGUGUUACGAUGAGGUUUCAUUAGGGUAAAAUCAAAAGUUGUAAACGGGACAAGUUGUAAAAAGUCAUUUAAUAGGCAAUGACAAUAAUUUUUUUUUUAAAAAAUUUAAAAAGCACAAUAAUUUGUGUUAUGCAAGUGACAUAUUUAACUUGAAA
Quercus lobata is the source of this 1240-nucleotide messenger RNA. Its product is annotated as mediator of RNA polymerase II transcription subunit 9-like. Gene Ontology annotation, cellular component: mediator complex. The record is from RefSeq and is a predicted model, not a curated record. Lineage: Eukaryota; Viridiplantae; Streptophyta; Magnoliopsida; Fagales; Fagaceae. The transcript has 6 exons. The coding region runs from base 187 to 771 and encodes 194 amino acids.